UUUGAUUUUAGUUAUUUUUUGUGCUUAAAAGUUUAUUUAAUAAUUAAUGAGUUUUUAAAACUCUUAUUUAAAUCUUACCUCAUAUUUUUAAAAUUGCAGGCAUUUCGUAUAUGUCAGUUACGAGCACAUGGUGUUCAAAAUCUAAAUUAUGAAGAGCGAAUUGAGUUGUGGAAUUUGGAAAAUGAGCAGUUUGAAGAGUUAAUCAUUCAACCAUCAUUAAGUUAUUACAAUCGAUAUUUUGAAAGAAGACCAGCUCAAACUGAUGGUGGUUUGGGAUGGAGAAAUAUUUGGGAUCGAUUACAAGAAGAUAAUGUUGCUUGUCUUCAGCUAUUACGAAUGUCUCUUGGCACGUUUUGCACAUUGUGUGAGAAAUUGCAAACGGCUUAUGGCUUACAAUCAACAUUAAAUGUAAGCAUUGAAGAGAGUGUGGCCAUGUUUCUAACGAUAUGUGGGCAUAACGAAGUUCAAAGAAAUGUUGGAUUACGAUUUGGACGAACGCAAGAGACAGUGAAGCGAAAAUUUUUUGAAGUGCUUCGAGCGACUGAAUUGCUUGCUUGUGACUAUAUCAAGACUCCAACAACACAAGAACUAAGACGGGUUCCAGAACGACUACUAAUGGAUGAGAGAUAUUGGCCUUAUUUUAGUGGUUUUGUUGGAGCUAUGGAUGGAGUUCAUGUUUGCGUUAAAGUGAAGCCUGAAGUUCAAGGAAUGUAUUGGAAUCGACACCAUAUUACAUCGUUUAACAUAAUGGCGAUAUGUGAUUUGAAUAUGUUAUUCACAUAUGUUUGGAAUGGAGCACCAGGUUCAUGUCAUGAUACAGCAGUUCUCACAAUGGCGCAAGACAAUGAUUCUAGUUUUCCUUUACCUCCAGUCGAUAAGUACUAUCUCGUUGACUCUGGCUAUCCAAACAAACAAGGCUUUUUGGCUCCCUAUAGGUCUUCACGAAAUGGGGUUGUGAGGUAUCAUAUGUCACAGUUCGAAAGUGGUCCUCCUCCGAGAAACAAACAAGAGUUAUUUAAUCGAUAUCAUGCAUCUUUGCGUUCUGUUAUUGAGAGGACAUUUGGAGUUUGGAAGAAGAAAUGGAGGAUUCUUUGUGAAUUUCCGAGAUAUGAUAUGCAUGUUCAGAAAAGAGUGGUCACAGCAACAAUGGGAUUACAUAAUUUUAUUAGAAUUUCAAAUUUUUCUGAUGAAGAUUUUGCUGAUACAAUGACACAUACAGAGAUUUCGAAUGCUACAUCUACGGCUGAACAAAAUGAUAUGGAAGAAGCGGAAACAGCACAAGGAAAUUUCAUGGCAAACGUUAGAGAAAUGAUUGCAAAUACAUUAUGGGCAAAUAAAAAUGCUCCAUGUUGAUUUGUUUGUUGUAAUUGUACUUUUUAAUGUUUUAAUUUUAUUGUUAUUUAAUAAAAAUAAUAAUUAGUUUUUAUAUAAUAAUUUGUAAUUUUAAAUAUUUAAUUUAAUAAAUUUUUUGUUUAGCAUUCAGUUAAAUAAGCUAAUUCGAUAAAUUAGUUAAACGAGUUUGAUCUGCAUUUGUUCUGCUUGAUCUGCAUUUGUUCUGCUUGAUCUGCAUUGUAUAUUUGAUCUGCGUUUUUCUGAUCUGCUUGCCAUUCGUAGCCAAUAAUAGUAGACAAAGAGCAGCUUGUUCUUCCUCCUUUAAACUCUUUCUUUUCUUGAAUGACACGCAAACUUUUGAUGACAAUAUUGAUGUGUUUAUCUUCUUGUGGGCUUUCUGUCUAUGAAUACCCAACAAAUGGGAUCGUCUCUGUCUCUUGAAUCUGAUCCCACAUGCAUUGCAAAGUGACUGCUAAUUCCAUUAUGCAAAACCAGAAGGAAACCAAGUUAAAAACACUUCUUUAUCCAAAAAAAAAGAAAGAAAGUUAAGGGUACUUCUUGAACUAUAUCAAACAAAGUUAUAAAUAUAGUAACUCAAGGUACGUAGAAGAGACCUUGGGACCAGAUGGUCCACCUCUCCACAUUGGUGUCCUGGUGGUUUUGCAAUCACUGCAACACCUAACUCUCUCCUUCUCUUCUUCCAUUUCUAUGUUCAAUUUUAGAAGAGCAACAAUGACAAUAUUAGAUGAAGUAUAAGAACAUAGCUCUCUUGGAUCAAAUCAAAUCAAAGGAACCAACCAACCUUUAUUUUCAGAGCCUCUUUUUGCAACCACAGUAGCAAAGAACUAUCCCAGUUAUCUAUAUAACUCUUAGCAAAAUAGAGGGCCUGAUCACUAUAAAGCCAAGAGGAUUGAUAUAUAGAAACAAUGUCAAGAUUGCUAGUUAUUUUUGUGGUAUGAGUCAAUCAUCAAGAAAGGCUUAGGACAUCUUUAAACCCCCUUUCAAACAAGUGUGACUGUGGUAAGAAGACACAAACGCCCUUGGCCGCACUUUUGGUCAGUCAAUGAUUAUGGCCUUUCUGCUAGACUGAUGACAAAAAACAAAACAUCUGCCAAAUAAUUGUCGGGUGGAAAGCCAAGUGGCAGUACGCACGACCGGGAUCUUUGGAAUCGUUUUUAAUAAUUUUUUUUUUGAACAACUGUCGUUUUUAAUAAUUAUGAGUGCGUUUGUGUGUGUAUUAGAGAAAAGAAAGUAGAAUAAGCCACAGAUUCUACUCUGUACUCAAACAAGUUGAAGUUCUAAUGAAAUCAAGUGGUGUUUCAAAAAAAAAAAGCCACAGAUUCAGCAAACUUGUUCACGUAAAGACAGAAAAAAGUAAUGAAACAAAAGCCACCUAUGUUUUCACUUACUCAUAGACUUUUUGUUGUGAUUAGGAAGCCAAUAGUCUUCUUUCUCAAUCAGUUGGAGGGAAAGAAAAAGUACAUAUACUAUAAAGUCACAAACUAUAAAGGGAAUACAUACAAUAAAAUAGUCUGUCCCAAACCAGCAGAUUAUUUUCUAAUAAGUUCUAGCCAACUGAGGAUUUGAUUUGAAAGUUGAUUCUGUUAUGAAAACUGAGAGUUCAUGCCUCAUGGUAUUGGUUGAUUUGGUAUAUCUUAAUAGUGCUGUUUAUAUACUUGUUUGAAUGGUCUUUAUGAUAAU
This is a messenger RNA of Brassica rapa (field mustard), 3033 nucleotides long. Its product is annotated as putative nuclease HARBI1. The record is from RefSeq and is a predicted model, not a curated record. NCBI's taxonomy places the organism in Eukaryota, Viridiplantae, Streptophyta, Magnoliopsida, Brassicales, Brassicaceae.